CGUCGCUGGAGCGCAGGACGCGCAGUAUGUCGGUGAGAGAGACACACACCUUUCCUCGGAUACACACCUGCCGCACUGGGGGAAAAACUCAAACAUAUGUGCCUUAGAUUGUAGAAGCUCCAAGGUUUUGAACUCUGACCUCAUUGCUUUGGAUGAAAGCUUGGAAGUAACAGCUCGGCAUUAUGGGACUGUGCAGUGGAAGUGAAGUGAAAAUAUGUGGGAAUGUUAAGACACUGGUUUAAGGAGACUACAAAACACCUGUGUUCAUCCUCCAGACAUCAUUGUCAAAAGAGCCAGUCGACGGUGUUGUGAAAAGUAUCAAUUCUACAUUCUUUGUGCUGUAGUCUAAUUUAUCUAAUUAAAAAUGAGUUGCACACAUAUUUUGCUUGAGAAAAUAAUGAUUAUUUACAGGCCUGUAAGCUCUGUUAAUGACUAUAAAUGAAAAAUAGACACCACCUAAAAUCAAGCAAAGUGGUCGCCCUGAUUUGUUAGGUGUUUAACAAUCGGAAUCAGUAGAAAAGGGGGAGACAUCUCACCAUACCACCUGGCCCUCCAGGACUGGUGUCAUUGCUAAUGUGAUGCUUGUCAUGGCCAGUGUGACUGCUGCGGAGGAUUCGGCAAGCGAUUGUACCAGACCUAUAGUGAGUCCAUUGCCAUUUCCUGAACCCUCUACAGCCUCCAUAAAUGACUCUAGCCAUGGUCAUGACACCAAAUUCAGCCCUCCAGAUGUCCCUCCACCACCACCUCCACCUCCCCCACCACCACCCCAGGCAUUGGGCAACUCCCAUGCUUCACGCAAGAAACGACGGGUAAGAAGCUUCUUUUGGAAAACCAUUCCAGAAGAAAAGGUUCGGGGAAAACCCAAUAUUUGGACUCUAGCAGUGAGACAACAACAGUAUCAGAUUGAUGUGAGGACAGUGGAGGAGCUCUUUGGCCAGCAGGAGGACAUUCGAACCCAGACUGGCAGUGGACAUCCUCGUGCUGGGAGAUCCAGAGGUUCAUUUAAAGAGAAUAAAGAUGAGAUCAGCAUCUUGGACUCGAAGAGAGGAAUGAACAUUGGAAUUUUCCUCAAACAGUUCAAGAAGCCCAAUCAUGCAAUAGUAGAAGAUAUCCGUCUGGGCAACAGUGAGCCAUAUGGAGCUGAACCGCUGAAAGAACUGCUCAAGCUUCUACCAGAGUCAGAGGAGGUGAAAAAAUUGAGGGAAUUCAAAGGAGACCCCAAUAAUCUGACGCUGGCUGAUUCCUUCAUGUUCCUGUUGAUUCAAGUGCCACGCUUUGAGGUGCGUAUCGAGGCUAUGGUACUUCAGCAAGAGUUCCUCCCAUCCUGUUCGACCAUGAGUCGUGAGAUUAGCAUUGUGCGUCAGGCUACUGAAGAACUACUGACUUGUGAAGAGCUCCAUGCCAUUCUACAUUUGGUUCUCCAAGCAGGAAAUAUCAUGAAUGCUGGUGGCUAUGCAGGCAAUGCUGUGGGCUUCAAACUGUCUUCGCUGCUCUCUCUGGCUGACACCAAGGCCAACAAGCCUGGCAUGAACCUGCUCCAUUUUGUGGCACUGGAGGCAAUGAAGAAGGAUGAGGCCCUUUUGAAGUUCCCAGAGAAGCUAACACAUGUUCAGAGUGCAGCCAGAAUUUCAGUAGAAAAUAUCGAGGGAGAGUUUUCCUCUCUCUAUGUCAAAACACGAUCUUUGGAGCAGAAGAUUCAGGAUGACCAUGAGCUGCAACAGCAGCUAGAUUCCUUUUUGCAGACCUCUAUACAGGCCCUGCAGGACCUUAAACGUUGCAGGUUGGACUUGCGCAAAGAGGGUAAUACCCUCAUUGACUUCUUCUGUGAAGACAAAGACACCUUUAAACUGGAUGAGUGCUUCAGAAUCUUCCAAGACUUCUGUCUGAAGUUCAAAAAGGCUGUAAAGGACAACCUGGACAGGGAACUAAAGGAGGAAACCAGACAGCGGCGCUUACGAGAACUGGAGGAGAGACGGUUUGCCUGGGCUGCAGCCAACAGUGAGAAAGGAGGUUUUGGUCGCAGCAGCAGUGAAAACGAUGUUGACAUCCUAACCAAAGAAGGCCUCAUGGACUUCUUGCUUCAAUCAAGAUCUCAAAGCCCCCACAGUCAUUUGGGGCGCUCAGCUAGUGCCCGCCGUUACCAUAACACCACUAGUGACCGCAACGUCCAUGGAUAUAAGGAGCUGUUCUCUGGGUCUUCAGCAACCGAUUUUGCCAAAUUCAGCAGCCUCCCACGCUCAGGCAGGAACCAUCAAAGAAAGACCAUGGCAUGGCUCCUCUCACAGGAUGAUAAUAGGGAGCUUGGCCCACAGCAUCAGGCUUACCAAGAGAAGCUAGCAUCUUUACCAAGAGCUGAGACAGAACCCAUCAGUCCUUUAGCUAGAUGCUCAACUUCUGGCUACAACAUGAACAAUGAUCCCUACAAUAAUAAUAAUUACACUUCUCUCUCGGAAGGUGGAGUUACACCUCGAUUAAGUAACACAAAUAAUAUCUUUCGGGGGACAUCUGGUCAUGGUGUUGGACCCACAAGUUUUUGUGUGGAAAAGCACACGCUAGUUCCUGGCCUUCAACCAUAUGAGAUAACCAGCCAGAUAAAUAAUAACAGUCAUGUUUCUUUGAACAACCAGUGUGAAGUUCUUGUGACAGAUCUGGAAAGGGAAAAAGACCCUCCCAAAGAAUUUCUCCUUGACACCCCCCAAUCUAGUAGGAGUUCUGAUGAGGAACCCAAGCUAGAUGAAGUAUGGAAUGACAAAAUGAUCUUAUCACAAAAGGAGGAAGUGGACACAAGCACCUUUUCCUCAACAACUUGUGACACCCCAUUGCCCCUUGAUCCCUCUAUGUCCAAUAAGAAACCUGUGCUGUAUGUCAUGGACUGCACUGAAACUGAUUGUUCCAUCAUGAUGGACUGUUCUGAUAUUGAGAGUUCUCCCAUAAUUAAUGAAGGAUCUGGACUUUCAAGAACCAACCCGGACACCAAUUCCCUUUCUUCCAAUUUGGAGUCCGCCAAUGAUAACUCUGUGUCCACAUCAGGCGAUGAGCCUCUUGCAGGAAAGGUCAAUCAAGAGCAUCUUGAACCAGUCAGUCCAUCUGUAACUACUGAAGAAGCAGAGACAGAUAGCUAUGACACAGCUGAGGGGCGGAGAGUUGGUGAGAAGGCGGUCCAGACCUGUAGCCCCAAAGCAAAACUUGUCAAAACCAAGACUGUCUCCAGAGCAGUGGUUACUCAUGCCAGCCAUCCUACAAGAACCCUCACAUCAACUGAGACUCAGAACAUGCGUAAAGUGGUGCCCAUUACAAGGCAGAACCGAUCUAGUAGCAACAUGAGGAAAGUAGAAAAACCUCCUGGACAUGAAAGCACUGAACCCAGACGUCCACUUCGUGACCAAAGCAUGCCAGCCAGAAGAGGUGAGAGGCAAGGUAGACCUCGGCAUUCCAGCCUCCCUCCAGAGAAUCCCAGGGCACAAAGAGGAGCAACGGCUGGCAACUCUCACUGGGCAAGGGACUCAACUCCACGCAGACCCUCCGUCAAGAAAACAAAUGCCAAACCUAUUCGUAACAUUUCAAAACCAGCACCAGAGGAAAAGAUGUGUCGUUCUACUAUGCGUGCCUUGGCCCAAGCACAGGCCCAAGGAACCUCAGAAAUAGCUGCACCUGCAACUCCCAAAAACACCCCCAAAGUUCCUUCUUCUCUGCCUAGCUUUGCUCGCAACACUGUGGCAUCUUCUUCUAGAUCUAAAAAAGACUUGCCCCCACCACCUGAAACAGGAACACCAUUAAAGAGCUUGACCUUAUCCAGAACUAGCUCUCAGAGAUUGACUCCUGGAGGUAGAAAAGAUUCUGUCAGUAGCGGAGCUUUCCCAAGGGGUGAAGAUAAACUAGGAGGGUCUUUAAGGAGGGUUCAGAGUGUAAGGGCUUCCAGUCGAAGCAAUCAAGGCAGUGACACACCCUCUCUACAGUCUGGACGAGAACAAUCCCUCAAAAGUAGCAGUUUCUCUGAGAGAUCCACACAUACUAGAGACUCAGUUUCAAGCAGGACCAAUAAACCCACAUGGAAGUAGAGAGGACAUAUUAAGUUCUGGGUAAAAACAAGGCAGAUAAAUGUUUUUUUUUUUUUUUCUGUGCAUAGAGUAGAGCUACAAAAGGAGCACUUGAGCCUCUCACAUUGUUCUGAAUGUAUGUACAGUACAGCCUUUAAAAAUGUAGCUAAAAUCGUGUAGCUAGAUGCUCAGCAGGAGUUUUAAUGAUGAUGUAAGCUACUGUCAUCAUUUGACAGCACAUUUUAGUAGCACUUCCUCAUCCACACAAGGAUGGUUUUGAUGGCCUUUUCUUACAUACACUUGGCACAUAUCAUUAACUGUCAUGGACUCAAACAGUAAACACAUCAAUCAUACAUUUUACUUGGUGUUAGAUUAUAUUUUAAUCGUUACUACACAGAUCAUAUCUGUUUUCACAAAUUCAUAAGGAAAAACAAAUAGGAGAUUAUUUGUCAUAUACCCAUAUGUUUGCUUCUUAUGUAAUAUUUAGUAAAAGUAAUGCGAACAUAGUUUACUACUAGGGUGACAUUUCCAUUAAAACAAAUUCAUGAACACUAAUGUUCCAAUCAAAUAUUCACCAACACUGUUUUUGUGCAUAUUGACAAAUCAAGUUGAAGACUUUUGAUGAAUGUCUUUGAAUGUUAUCCAAAUACAGUACACCUUAGUGCUGAUGCAACGGAAAUUGAGUUCUACAACUAGUAGUUCGGAGAUGUCUCUCCAAUCAUGUUUUUGGAAACGUUAAAAUCUUUAACAGCUGCUGAGUUGCUUUGAAAUUUUCAGUUUGCCUUUUCAUGCAGGUUACAAGUCUUGCUGCAGGUGCCACUGUAUUUGUGACUCUUUUGUGAACAUACUGCUAGCUCCUUUUAAAAGCCAUACUGCUUAACGAGAAUGGUAAAACCUGGUGCUAGAGGGAAGGUUGUGAAGUUUUUAGAACUUUUUUGAGAAAGUAUGUUCACUGUAUGGAUCAAAUGUGGUUGUGGUUGAAACAGGUAGUGAACAAAAGUUUGUUUACAUACAAAAGUAUGUAUUCAUAAAUAGCAAAUCAGUGUUAAUAAGCCUAAUAAGAGGUGAGUGGUACAGUGGUAAAAGCUGUGCACUAGGAACAGAAUGAAGCAGACACCCAUGGCACUUUCUCACUGCCUACUAGGCUUUCUACAUGCUCUUACACUUCUUCUGUGUGUCUAAGUAAGGGUUAUGUAAAACAACAACUAUUAGUAUAAAUAUAGAAUAUAUAAAUAGGUAAACAUUAAUAGACAGUUGUCAGUUUAUUUUAUGUAUAGCCUCUAAUGUGCUGAUGAAAUCAUGUGUUGAUAUCAGACCAUGGCACAAAAUGGCCUAAAAUCAUAAUUUCUACCUCUAUAAUCAUAUUUGCCACCUCUUGUUUUGAUAUUCAUAUGGCUUACUCAUCAAGUGAAUCAUUAGUUUUUCACAAAAUUUGGGGAGUGUACCUCAGUUACAAUUUACAAUGCCUUUUUAUGUUCUUAGAAAAGAUACACAUGUAUUGACGUGUGUUUAGCACUGAUUGGUUAACGUGCUUUUUUGGAAUUCUUCCAUGGCAACAUGGAAUUGUUGUUCCAGCUGAGAAGUUUACCCUAAAAAAAACAACAACAAAAAAACACUAAAAGCCUAUAGAUUUGGAGCAAAGUAACUUUCACGUCAGACAAUUUGACAUACUGUAUGUCAAUGUAUGGUACUUCUAAUUGAUAUUGCUUGAAUUGUCUAUUGAAUGUUAUUUCUGAGCCCUUUAUUCUGUGAUUGUAUAAUUGCAAUCAGUAUAAGCUAAUCAAUAAAACUAUAAAGCCUAUGUGAAAAAUAUAUACAUGUAUAUUAAAAAUACAUUUCACAGCAUGCUGAACUGUUCAGUGGGAGUAUUUAUUCAGCUAUGGCCUUUUUUUGAGAGAGAGAGAGAGAGAGAGAGAGAGAGAGAGCAAGACGCUGUCCACUGUAUGUUUUGCUUUUUACCACACCCAGUGUACAACCCCUGUUUGGUUAUGUGUGCCUGAUGCAAAUGAAGAAUAGUCUGACAAACACAAAGAGAGAAAUUACCCAAACAACAGUAAGUGAUCAGGUGGUAGAAAGCACCCUUUUCAUUUGCCCUCUCUCUUUACAGAUAUGAUGUCCCCUGCCAUCUACCACUAGUUCUAAUGCUCAACAGCAACACCAAUGUUAUGACAAACAUUGGCCUUUUCACACUGAUCUUGGAACAGCCAUUCCAGCUAAAAGUUCUUUGUUUUCAUGUAUUUCUUCAAAAACAAUGCCAUCUGCUGUUCAUUCUUUGAAGGAGCAGUAUUUAUUG
Molecule: messenger RNA, 6330 nt
Organism: Myxocyprinus asiaticus (Chinese sucker)
Lineage: Eukaryota; Metazoa; Chordata; Actinopteri; Cypriniformes; Catostomidae
Gene: fhdc1
Product: FH2 domain containing 1
Exons: 12
Coding region: 579-4058 (1159 amino acids)
Source: RefSeq, a predicted model, not a curated record